GAGAUGACGGGACGUCAGCGAGGUCAACGGGAAGUGUCAUGUCAGCCUCCAGUGCAGCGUUUCGUCCGGCGUCGGCGAUGCUCGGCCUGUCCAUAAGAGAGGUGUCCCAGGCACUGAGGGAUGGGAGGGUGUCUGCCACGGAGCUCUGCAGAAAAUGCAUCAACCAAAUACAAAGGACACAUUAUCUGAAUGCAUUUAUCACCAUUACAGAGGAGACAGCUAUGGAGCAAGCACAGAGAGCAGACAACAGGCUCCGAACAGGUAAACCUCUUGGUCCCCUGGACGGUAUUCCCUUCUCAGUGAAAGACAACUUCUGCACAGAGAACAUUGAGACUACCUGUGCUUCAGACAUGCUUAAAGGUUAUGUUCCUCCAUUCAAUGCUACAGUUGUGCAGAAGCUGUUGGAUCAAGGAGCAGUACUUGUAGGAAAAACUAAUUUGGAUGAGUUUGCAAUGGGAGCUGGAAGUACAGAUGGAGUGUUUGGUCCAGUUCGUAACCCGUGGAGCUACACAAGCAUGUACCGUGAGCAGAGCACAGAAGAUCCGGAUUCUGAUUGGGCAAUCACUGGAGGAAGUUCAGGGGGUAGUGCUGCAGCAGUGGCGUCUCUCAGCAGCUUCCUAGCUUUGGGAUCUGACACAGGAGGCUCUACACGAAACCCUGGUUCUCUCUGUGGGGUCGUGGCUCUGAAACCCACUUAUGGCCUGCUCUCUCGUCACGGACUCAUCCCUCUGGUUAACUCAAUGGAUGUGCCAGGAAUCAUGACCAGGAGCGUCCACGAUGCUGCCACUGUCUUGAGGACUCUGCAGGGCCGGGAUGAGAGAGACUCGACAACUGUCCAGGCACCCAGCACUCCACCCAGCCUCCCUGAACACUUUGACAUUCGAGACAUAUGUGUUGGCAUACCAAAGGAAUAUCACGGCCCGGGCCUGUCUAAAGACACUCUGGCCCAGUGGAGUCGAGUCGCAGCCAUGUUUGAGCAGGCAGGGGCACGGGUACAAGAAGUAUCUCUGCCACACACACAGCACUCCAUCGUCUGUUACCAUGUCCUCUGCUGCUCUGAGGUUGCGUCCAACAUGGCACGUUUCGAUGGGCUUGAAUAUGGUCAUCGUAGUAAAGUCGACAGCUCCACAGAUUCCAUGUAUGCCACCACACGACACGAAGGCUUCAACAAUGUGGUUCGCCGAAGAAUCCUAUCAGGAAACUACUUCCUUCUGAAAUCAAACUACGAGCGUUACUUUGUGAAAGCUCAACAGAUGCGUCGUCUUAUCACUGAAGAUUUUAAAAAUGUGUUCCGCUCUGGCAUAGACGUUCUCCUGACACCCACAACACUGAGCGAUGCAACGCGCUACUCAGAUUUCAUACAGGAAGACAACCGAACACGCAGUGCUCAGGAGGAUGUCUUCACCCAACCUGUCAACAUGGCAGGUUUGCCUGCUGUUACAGUCCCCACAGCCCUCUCACACCGAGGUCUUCCUAUCGGCCUGCAGCUGAUUGGUCAGACACUACAGGACUGGAAGUUGUUGACAGUAGCCCACUGGAUGGAACAACAAGUCAACUUUCCAAUGAUCCAUUUGCAUGGAGACUCAAACGAGAGAGAGUUUGACCGAUCAGUCAAAGAAAGAACACAUACGACAGGAUCUUAACCAUGGUGCAUAACCAAGACUUAUUGGGCAGAGGUCAGAGGAAGUGACACCUAUGAGGGUUAAAUUUGGUGUCUAGCUGCAAAAGAAGUGAGAAUGUUAGUGUGAGUUCUGUAUGAGCGCUGUCUCUAUUUUGGACUGUGGUCUGUAUGAUUCACGGUCUCGUCAUUUUCUCAAAAUAUAAUUUAUAUAUAUCCUGCAGCAUUGAUGUAGAUGGACUUAAACUGGCUAAUAACAAUAAAGCAUAGUCGGUAAUGGAAAUUCAGAUUAUAAUAAAAACGUUUAUAUGUUAAAAAUGACCUCCUGUAAACCUUUAAUUCAGGGAGGGAAAACUUGAGUCAAGGUAAAGUAACCAUCAUGCCAAA
Puntigrus tetrazona (Sumatra barb) is the source of this 2005-nucleotide messenger RNA. RefSeq names its product glutaminyl-tRNA amidotransferase subunit QRSL1 (gene qrsl1). Gene Ontology annotation, biological process: glutaminyl-tRNAGln biosynthesis via transamidation; mitochondrial translation. The transcript is spliced from 11 exons. The record is from RefSeq and is a predicted model, not a curated record. Gene Ontology annotation, cellular component: glutamyl-tRNA(Gln) amidotransferase complex; mitochondrion. Lineage: Eukaryota; Metazoa; Chordata; Actinopteri; Cypriniformes; Cyprinidae. Bases 39 to 1643 code for a protein of 534 amino acids. Gene Ontology annotation, molecular function: glutaminyl-tRNA synthase (glutamine-hydrolyzing) activity.